CUACAAGCCCCAUAACAGCCAAGGGCUGCGGGGUGAAGGGUCGCAGGAGGUGGUGCCAUCUUGAGGGCAAGGGUCGGCCGGUAUUCCCCUCCCCCGGCGUGCCGGGAGUGCGUGGCUCGCCCAGGCGGCGGAAGACGGGCGGGUGGCUUGGCUUUGAGAUGCUUCAUGCUGAAAGCAGAGUAACUCUCCUGAAGUGUCAGGAUGAAAUCAUUAUUGAACCAUGUUCUAAAAAAAUGAAGUCAACAGAAGAGGCCUAUGAGAACCUCUCUGCUGAUGAUAACCAAGAUAUUCAGGAAGAAGUGGAUACUGAGACAACAUCAUAUGACUCGAUAACAGUGUAUGCCUCAGAUGACCAAGGGCAACAUGAAAUGCAGAAGCAAGAGAAAAUACCUACAGGUGUCAUGAGAACACUGAAUAAAGUGCUCCCUGAAAAUAACCUACUUCAUUCGGAAGCUGUGCAGAACGUAAAUCUUCAGUUUGCUUCAAUAAAUGACACUAAAGCUGAAGAAAAAGACCCUUUUGUUACAAAUAAUGUUGGUGAAGAUAAUAUUAAAAAUAGCAUUACAUCAUUCUCAGUAAAUAAAAAUGCAUUGGAUGAAGAUUUUUUUACAAGCACAGAAUUUAUUGGACCAAUUUACAAGCCUGACAAAAGUAACAAACAGGACAAAUCUGGCAGUUGCAAUGAAAGCAGUGAGGGAGAGCAGAAUGGAUUGCAUGAAAGCAGAGAUAAAAGAAAGGAGGCAAAGAAGACACAGACUAUUACUUCUGCUGUAUCAGAAAUAGAUGAUGAACUGGACCAGUUCUAUAAAGAAAUUUACCAGCUGGAAAGUGAAAAUAUAGAUACCAAUUUUCAGGAAAAAGAAACUGAAACUUCUCAGGAACAAUGUACUCCAUAUGACUGUAGUCAGAUGUCACAGGAGGAUUGUCAACGCAUGUUGUUGGGCAGCCCACAACCGUAUUAUGAGAAUGGACAUGAAGAACAGAGCAGUGAGAAAACAAGCCAUGAGCAGCAGUUUGUCAUGGAAACAAGUGGCUGGAAAACUGAAAAUACCUUUGAUAGAGAAGAGGAUUCUAAAUAUUGGAACUACUCAGUGCCUGAAUUCAGACCUGCUUGGCAGUCAGCAGAGUCCUUCAUAAUACCUCAGGGACCUUUUCCUCCUAGAUUCAACCAGCAUUUUCAGGUUCUUCAUUCCCCACCACAAAAAACUGAUGUUCUCCCUUCUCAGAAUGGUAACCUUUCUUACAAAAAUUACUAUGGUUACCAUGGAAAUAGUGAUAAUAACAGUCAUGGUUCAUUGCUUGAUCAAAGUAUCAACGAUGCAGGUCAUGCUGAUACCCAUACUACUCAGGUCUUCAGAAAUGUAAAUGAUGACCAGAAUGGACUCCAAAAUAAUGGUUUCUGUGAAACCAGAGGAGAGGGCUGGAAGGAUCCAAAAGCUGCCAACACAGGAGGAAUGCACAGUUUUUCUUCUUUGCGGUUAACUGAAGAAAGAUCUAGCUGUUCACAGAAAUUGCUCCUCAUCUUAAGAGGCCUGCCUGGUUCAGGGAAAACAACACUUUCUCAUAUUCUGCUUGGUCAAAGUCAAGAUGGCAUUGUGUUCAGCACUGAUGAUUAUUUUCGUCAACAAGAUGGAUAUACAUAUAAUGCUGCUCAGCUUGGUGAUGCCCAUAACUGGAACCAGAAGAGAGCAAAGCAAGCGAUGGAGCAGGGAAAAUCUCCAGUUAUAAUAGACAACACUAAUACUCAAGCCUGGGAAAUGAAGCCAUACGUGGAAGUGGCUCUAGAAAAGGGAUACAGAGUGGAGUUCCAUGAGCCAGAUACUUGGUGGAAGUUUGAUCCUGAAGAAUUAGAAAAGAGGAAUAAACAUGGGGUCACUCGUGAGAAGAUUGCUCAGAUGUUGGAACGAUAUGAAUAUCAAAUAUCCAUACCUAUUGUCAUGAAUUCAGUGGUACCUCCCCACAAAAACACUCAAAGGCCACCUCUGCAACGAAGACAUAGGUGGGGAGGCAAUAGAGACUUACGGAAUUCUUUCAGUAUUUCCAGUAACCGAUAACAGUUGCAGUCAGUUAAUAAAAAUCUGUUACUUGCCCUUCUAAAACACAUCAUCACCUCCAGUAAAGCAGUGGAUCUUCUAUGUUUUAAAUAGGCCUCUUUCAAGACUAUUUUCAUCUGGAGGUUGCUCCUUUAAUGGACUUGUGUGUAAAUAAAAUUGUACAUUUAAUGGUGGGGUUUUUUAAACUAUAUUUAUUACAGUUGUAAUAACUUUGAUUUUGGUAAAAUAAUUUAAUACAGUAUGACAUAUAGCAGUCUUCCUUCAUAAACCGAAGACAAUGAUGUUGUCAUACGUAAAGUAACUGUUGAGCAGUGUUUUUGAAGAGGUCAUAUUGGAGAUCUUCUUUUAAAAGAUAAAUAAAGCCCCAGAAGAGGAGGUGAUUUACAUAAUAACCAAUUUUAAUGAUUGUCAUUUAGUCUUCUUUUAGGAGAUGUUUUUUAAAAACAGUUUUGUCCUGGAGUGUUCUUUUGUUCUCUUUUGCAUGUAUUACCAAUCGGCGUAAUUUUGGCAUGUAUUUUCUCUUCGGUUGUGGUAUUUAGUUUGGGUUUUUUUUGUCUUAGAAGCUCAUCUGGCAACUGAAGCAGUAUUUGCCAAUACAGUAUUCACCAGCCUUAAACUGUACAAACUGAACUACUUUUUUAUUUGUUCUCAGCGGUAGUUUAUAAACUGUGAUGGUAGUUGCACACCAGCUUCUUCGUGCUGACUAAAACUCUCUAAAUUUUAUCACUGAACACCCAAAAUUUCACAGCUAUGUUUUUCUAAGUCAAAUCGUUUUAUUUAUAAUAAAAAUGAAAUAUUAAAGCAGUAGGCUGUCAAGUCCAAGUCCACAGUUGCGAUGCAUCAAUUCAAUAUAAAUAGUGCAUAUAAUUCUGUAAAACCAGUUAUGUUCCCAGUUUCGGCAUAGCCGAUGUAAUCUGAUCAGCACAUAACAAAGAAUAAGCCAGCAUGGAGAUAGACUAAUUUACUUCCCUUUUUCUCUUAAAAUAACUUUGCUUGCUUUCUAACAGCCUGUUGUAUUAAUAAAUCAUUUUUCUCCUCUAUGUUGUUUUAGUAGUUCAGUGCAACAGUUUUAUUAUUUUCAUGCUUGUAGGAUUUUAUGCACAUGAGCAUUAUUACUACCCUGCUACCUGAAAUAACCUAACAUUUGAUUUCCUUAUACACUGAGUAAAUCCUGAAUAGGAGCAUUUGUCAAGAACACGAGUAUGUAGUAAAAGAAUUUUCAUGGUUUUCUAUCGCUAAUUUGGUGUAAUAGUAAUCAGAAUUUUGAAAAUUCCAAAGCCAGCAUAAUGUCUUUUACUUACAGACAAUUUUUCAACAGGCCCUAUAACUUACAUCAUCUUUAAAGCCUGAAUACCAUGAAAGUUGAAAGUCCAGGUAUAUAAUGAAAUAUUUUUUUUAUACCUAUUGUGCAAAUUAAUUUUGUGCAACUUGAUGUAUAUCUGCAAUAAUUUUCAGAAACACUUCUGCUGACUAUAAAAGUUGAAGUGUGCAGUUUCACAUUUUGGGAAUUGUUUUAAUUACUUGCAAAAUUAUUUAAAAUACUUCAGUAGUGGAUGGAUUGUUAAUAUAUCAAAUUAUGUCUGUAUGUAAAAAAAGCUUUCCUGCUAUAUCGCUUGUCUUCCCUCGUUCUCUGUUGUUCAUACCAGUUACUUCACUGUAUUUUAGUUUUCGUGGUUAUCUCUUUCCAUGUCUCAGAAGAGUCACAGUAAUCAUUGUAAAUGAUCAGUAGUACUUUAAUUAUCCGAAAGUUUUCCGUUUGAACAUGCAAGCAUAUUUCAAGUGGAAGAUAAAAAGGUUUUAGAAAGACUCAUUUUAUUUACUCUAUAUUACCUUAAGCCAUAAUAAAGUGAUAAAAUUU
This is a messenger RNA of Neopsephotus bourkii (Bourke's parrot), 3912 nucleotides long. Its product is annotated as NEDD4-binding protein 2-like 2. NCBI's taxonomy places the organism in Eukaryota, Metazoa, Chordata, Aves, Psittaciformes, Psittacidae. Gene Ontology annotation, biological process: negative regulation of transcription by RNA polymerase II. Gene Ontology annotation, cellular component: nucleus. The transcript is spliced from 6 exons. The record is from RefSeq and is a predicted model, not a curated record. Bases 159 to 2054 code for a protein of 631 amino acids. Gene Ontology annotation, molecular function: transcription corepressor activity.